AAAUUAUUUAUUUAUUAUUUUUAUUCUUUUUGACUGGUGGAGGUAAUGAUUUCUAAUGGUGCAUUCUUUCUCUAAAAAUUUUGGUCCAAAGGUGCAAUUUAUUUCACCUUAUAUUACAGCUUAAAAACUCUCAUUUGGUUCCUUAACUGGGAAAGUCAUGGCUGGGAUGAAUUCCAGAAAUUCUUUCUCACUUAUCACUCUCUUUUCCGUCUUUGCAAUCUUGUACAUGAAUUCAGUCAUUCUUGCAGCAGAUGGGAAAUCACAAACAUUUGGUAAAGUUCUGAACCCAGCAAAGUUAGGACUCAAAAAAGAAAAACUCAGUCAUUUUCAUGUAUAUUGGCAUGAUAUCGUUGGUGGCCGUAAUCCAACGUCAAUUCAGGUUGCAAAGGCAGCUUCAACAGACAAAUCGGCAACCGGGUUCGGAGCUGUUUCGAUGAUUGAUGAUCCCUUGACAGAAGGACUUGAAUUGAGUUCGAAACUUGUCGGACGAGCUCAAGGAUUCUAUGCAUCUGCUGGAAUUAAUGAAUUAGUUGCUCUGAUAAAUAUGAAUUUUGCAUUCUUGGUUGGAAAAUACAAUGGUAGUACUGUAAGUAUUAUGGGAAGAGAUAAGGUACUAUCUGAAGUUAGAGAAAUGGCCAUUGUUGGUGGUAGUGGAUUAUUCCGGUUUGCUCGUGGUUAUGUUGAAGCUCGGACGAAGAAAUUGGAUUCUAAAACUGGUGAUUCUACUGUUGAAUACAACAUUUAUGUCUUUCAUUACUGAUCAUUUUAGCACUUUAAUUCCUGUAUUCAUUUCGUAUUCGUCUACUGUAUGAAUUUUACUCAUAUGAAUGAGAUUUUAAGCUUCUGAAGUUUUAAGAUGAUAA
This is a messenger RNA of Papaver somniferum (opium poppy), 863 nucleotides long. Its product is annotated as dirigent protein 22-like. Lineage: Eukaryota; Viridiplantae; Streptophyta; Magnoliopsida; Ranunculales; Papaveraceae. The record is from RefSeq and is a predicted model, not a curated record. Bases 158 to 760 code for a protein of 200 amino acids. The transcript has a single exon.